This is a messenger RNA of Morchella importuna, 1050 nucleotides long. RefSeq lists its product as uncharacterized. NCBI's taxonomy places the organism in Eukaryota, Fungi, Ascomycota, Pezizomycetes, Pezizales, Morchellaceae. Gene Ontology annotation, cellular component: EKC/KEOPS complex; cytoplasm. Gene Ontology annotation, biological process: tRNA threonylcarbamoyladenosine modification. The record is from RefSeq and is a predicted model, not a curated record. The transcript is spliced from 4 exons. The coding region runs from base 1 to 1050 and encodes 349 amino acids.
AUGAUCGCCCUCGGCCUCGAAGGCUCCGCCAACAAGCUCGGCGUCGGCCUCAUCAAGCACACCCCCGGGCAACCCGCCGAGAUCCUCUCAAACAUUCGGCACACCUUCGUCUCUCCCCCGGGCGAGGGGUUCCUGCCCAAGGACACGGCCAAGCACCACCGCUCUUGGGUGGUCCCGCUCAUCAAGCGCGCGCUGAAGGAGAGUGGCACGAGGGUGCAAGAUAUUGACUGCAUCUGCUAUACAAAAGGGCCGGGAAUGGGCGCACCGCUGCAGAGCGUGGCGAUUGCGGCGAGGACGCUGAGUCUGCUGUGGGGGAAGCCACUGGUGGGCGUGAAUCAUUGUGUUGGCCAUAUCGAGAUGGGCCGCGAGAUCACGGGCGCCGACAACCCGGUCGUGCUCUACGUCUCCGGCGGCAACACGCAGGUGAUUGCCUACGCCGAGCAACGCUACCGCAUCUUCGGCGAAGCGCUCGACAUCGCCGUCGGCAACUGCCUCGACCGCUUCGCGCGCACCCUGCACAUCCCCAACGACCCCGCGCCAGGCUAUAACAUCGAGCAACUCGCCAAACGCGGCCAGCACCUGCUAGACCUCCCCUACACCGUCAAAGGCAUGGACUGCUCCUUCAGCGGGAUCCUCGCGGUCGUCGACUCCCUCGCAACACAGCUCCUCACCUCGCACCCCAAACCCCUCCUCACGCCCUCCGGCGAACCCGUCACAAAAGAAGACCUCUGCUUCUCGCUGCAAGAAACCGUCUUCGCGAUGCUCGUCGAGAUCACGGAGCGGGCGAUGGCGCACGUAGGGAGCAGCCAGGUGCUCGUCGUAGGCGGGGUGGGGUGUAACGAGCGGCUACAGGAGAUGAUGGGGCUGAUGGCGGCGCAGCGCGGGGGGAGCGUGUUUGCGACGGAUGAGCGCUUCUGCAUCGAUAAUGGGAUCAUGAUUGCGCAUGCGGGGCUGCUGGCGUACGGGGAGGGCGAGAGGACGCCGCUGGAGGGCAGCACGUGUACGCAGAGGUUUAGGACUGAUGAGGUGCUGGUGAGGUGGAGAAAAUAG